AUGACCUUCCGAAAGGACCGCGAGAUGCACAUUGCCGCACGCCAAACACCGCUCAAAGCAUCAGAGGAACACGAGAACCCAGAUCGUGAAUUCAUGAAGACGUGGCUCGGCGUAAAAAGGGAAUUUGGCUACCUGCGCUCAGACUUGCUGGACGCUGUGCUGGCUGAUGGUAGAAAGGUUCAAAACCAGAGCUUCAUGGGGCGGCUUUUUGACAGCGAAUCUAAGACUCAAAAUUAG
This is a messenger RNA of Alternaria arborescens, 237 nucleotides long. RefSeq lists its product as hypothetical. NCBI's taxonomy places the organism in Eukaryota, Fungi, Ascomycota, Dothideomycetes, Pleosporales, Pleosporaceae. The transcript has a single exon. The record is from RefSeq and is a predicted model, not a curated record. Bases 1 to 237 code for a protein of 78 amino acids.